GCUGCCAUUACUCGAAGCGACGAUCCAGGAGGUUCUUCGUGCGUCGUCCAUGAUUCACACGGAGUCCAACGCGCAGCUCAGACUGAUACUUACCUGGCAGGCUACUUCAUUCCGAAGGGGUCGUGGGUGUUCGGGUGCUCGGGAAUAUGCCACAUGGACUCACGCUACUGGGAAGAACCGCAGGAGUUCCGACCCGAGCGGUUCCUCGACCAAGAAGGGAAAGUCAAAACGCCAAGGAGGGACUCAUACCCUUUGGUUCAGGACGAAGGAGCUGUCUUGGAGAGGCUCUUUCAAGGAUGGAACUGUACAUCUUCUCGGCAGCCCCUUCUGCAGAACUUCACUUUUCUCUCCUCCAGCGGGCAUCGAGGUCGACCUAGAAGCCAACUCCAAGCAACCCUCUGCACGUCUGUCUAAAGAACAAAAUAUUGUCAUUAGCAUCAGAGAGUGAUAACCUACUGGAUAUGAAUCUCUGUAGCAGACUUUUCUGAGGUAAAACUACAAUAUUUCUGUGUAACAUAAUCACUGUUAGUAGCAUUAUGAAUUUUGUGUUAGUGUUAGUACUAGAUUAUCAUAAUUAUGAAAAGUACUGAUGUUAACAAAUGUAGAAAAGGUAUGAAUGAGAGUGAAUAUCAUCACAAUACAAUUUAAACCGGUCAAAUACAUCACAGAAUUUCUUUCACAGUGAUUUCUUGUAUUGUGAAGAUAUUCAUUGUCAUCCAUUCAUUUUCUAAUUUAUUAUACUGACAUAAGAAAAAAUCACAUUCUGUGGGGCAUUCUCAUUCAUAAUUUUUCUAAUUUAUUAUACUGACAUAAGAAAAAAUCACAUUCAGUAGAGCAGAAUAGGUUGAGG
Penaeus monodon (black tiger shrimp) is the source of this 850-nucleotide messenger RNA. RefSeq names its product cytochrome P450 2L1-like. Gene Ontology annotation, molecular function: heme binding; iron ion binding; oxidoreductase activity, acting on paired donors, with incorporation or reduction of molecular oxygen, reduced flavin or flavoprotein as one donor, and incorporation of one atom of oxygen. Gene Ontology annotation, cellular component: intracellular membrane-bounded organelle; cytoplasm. Lineage: Eukaryota; Metazoa; Arthropoda; Malacostraca; Decapoda; Penaeidae. Gene Ontology annotation, biological process: xenobiotic metabolic process. The record is from RefSeq and is a predicted model, not a curated record.